This is a messenger RNA of Colletotrichum phormii, 2109 nucleotides long. RefSeq names its product CASC3/Barentsz eIF4AIII binding-domain-containing protein. The record is from RefSeq and is a predicted model, not a curated record. Gene Ontology annotation, cellular component: exon-exon junction complex. Bases 1 to 2109 code for a protein of 702 amino acids. The transcript has 2 exons. Gene Ontology annotation, molecular function: mRNA binding. NCBI's taxonomy places the organism in Eukaryota, Fungi, Ascomycota, Sordariomycetes, Glomerellales, Glomerellaceae. Gene Ontology annotation, biological process: mRNA processing.
AUGGCCGCCCCGAGACGCAGAAAGAUUGGUCACAGAAGACGCAUCGAGGAUGAGGAAGACGGAGAAGGUGGACCCGACCAGCUCGAACUCGAUGAUGACUCUCUGACCGAGGGCUCCAUCAUCAGCGACGACCACGAUCACGGCAACGAUAGCGAUACGAGCAACAUCGAUGAGGCCUCUCCCGUUACCCCCAAUCCUAGAAAGUCGGCUGGGAAUGGAAACGCAAAGCCCGGUAGCCGGAAACACUCGGCCCUGGCCCCCUCGACGACCAACAAGGCAACACCCGAUGCCGAGGAGCUAUCUGUCAAUGACCGGUCCGAGCCCGUUCAACAGGAGGCACAACUUGACGGAGCCGCAUCUCCCCCAAAGUCCUCUGCCCCUCUCGUCGUGAGCUCCCACUCAUCCCGCGUUGCCGAACCUGUCAACGAACGUCGUCGCCGGGAACACGAAGAAUACAAGCGGAGACGGGAUGAAGACCCCGCCUUCGUUCCCAACAGAGGGGCCUUCUUCAUGCACGAUCAUCGCCAUGCCGGACCCUCUGCCAACGGCUUCCGACCCUUUGGCAGAGGACGAGGACGUGGUGGCCGUGGUGGAGGCAUUGGGGGCCCCUAUGCACCCAUCAAUCAACUGCACACGCCGACCGAUCCUCUCACGAGCGGCCAAUGGGCACAUGAUAUGCACGAGGCCGUGACCGAACCGCCUCCCUCGAGACAGCCAAGGCACCUGCCCGUCGAAACUGAAGGUCCGGCCAACGGCAACGGCUUCAUCCCAACGUGCCCGUCCAACCCCACCCCGAUCAACCGGACUUUGUCGACCGAGCGACACAUCGGCAACGUGCAGGUCAGGGUGUCUCUUCCCGUUGUUGGCAAAGCUCCCGCCGCCUUUGGCAUGCCAGUCAAACAAUACACCAAGCUUCCGGAUCAUCGGCCACCCCUUCGCCGCGACAAGCCUGUCCGCAUCUCCUUGCCCGACAACCCGCCCAAGUACAUCUUCCCAGCUGUCGACCGAUCCUUCAUCUUUAUCCCCCGGGCGAUGCGACCCAACCAACAGCGGACCCGAGGCAAACCUCGCUCUGGACUUGGUUCCAUGGGAGGCUUCUCCCGGCGGACCAGCGUCUUCGGUGGAAGCUACUACGGCAGCGCCUACUCUCCCAGUAUCGCUCUUAGCCGGCGCUCCUCUCUCGCUCCUGACGGGCGUGACUACUUGUUCUCCCCCACGGGGUCUGUCAUGUCGCGGGCCCCUGUUCCAGUCGAGAACCCCCGGCCUGUCGUCCGCCUCCCACCUGCGGCUCACCCAAAUCAGCCAUUUGUUGGACAGGACGGGUACCCCAUGCAUCCUAUACAGCCAAACGAGACAUCUAUCAAUGACUUGCCGCAGCCGCAGACGCAUCCGUUGCCACAGAAGCCUGCUUUUCAAGAGAGCCGCCCGAACCCGAUCCCUAUGCACCAGCCCCGUCCCCAAAAGGCUGUCUCGGUCACAAACAUUGAAUCGCCGACCCUCAACCAAGGCCCGCAAGCCUUCCAACAAGCUUUCCAUCAGCAGGUUCCUCUCCAGGUCUCCAACGGCAUGCCGCAAGAAGCCCACUCGCGACAGCCGUCGUACCCCACGCAACACUCCACCGGCACGCCUCUGUCCCAGAUUCCCGAGAGGGCAAUUCACGCGGCUCCGUUCCAGCCGAACACGUUCCAGCAGCAGCAAAACUUCUACAACCAGCCUUACCCUAUGAUGCAGCCUCAGCAGCCGUAUUACUACCCCGGACAGUACAAUGGCAACAACAUGAGACCCUCUGCCGCAGCUCCAUCGUUCGUUCCUUCGGGACAGCCAGGCCAAGGCCAGGGAUUCCCUCCUCAAGCUCAGGCGGACCCCGCGGCUGCACAAGCAAACGGCCAAGCACCAACGGGUCCCAAUUUGGUAGCUCAAGAAGUCAACGGCAUGGUGUACUAUUACGAUGCCACCCAGAUGCCCUCCAUGAACAACUAUCAGCAGAGCUACCAGCCUCCCCCGCAGUUUGGCCCCGGUGUUAGUGGUAUGGGCGGCAUGGUGACGCCGAGCCCGGACGCCUUUUACUACCAGCAGCCAGCCCCCGGGAUGGUGUACUACUCUCAAUAG